Ruditapes philippinarum (Manila clam) is the source of this 5379-nucleotide messenger RNA. RefSeq lists its product as uncharacterized. The record is from RefSeq and is a predicted model, not a curated record. The coding region runs from base 16 to 3582 and encodes 1188 amino acids. NCBI's taxonomy places the organism in Eukaryota, Metazoa, Mollusca, Bivalvia, Venerida, Veneridae. The transcript has 10 exons.
GUGGAACAAUUUUGUAUGGACAACCCCAUUUAUAUAUCAACUAUAAAGGACCAAUCAAUGAGCGUGUGUCUGUUGUUUAUUUUCCAGGUGGCUAGCUGUAACCAUGCCAGUUUCAAGGACCUGUUAUGGCACCUUGUAUACAGUAGAAACUUUUUCUCGGAUCUUGACAAGGCCAGGGUCAUAUUCAAAUGGAUGACAACAAAAAAUCUUCACGCGAUACAAUUUGAUAAAUAUCCGGCGGGCUCUGCAGAGGAAUUGUUCAAAUCCUUACAGAACAAAGAGACUACCUACGCCAAAGUUUUCGCUGUGAUUUGUGGAUAUGCUGGGCUGUAUUGUGUAGUUCUCACUGGGUAUGCAAAGGGCAAGGAUUUUAAACCCGGUGAUUCGUUCAAAGGGGAAUCGAACCAUAGCUGGAACGCCGUGUACAUCGAUGACAACUGGCACUUGGUCGACUCAAAGUGGGCAGCCAUGGCUCGGAACAACAACAACAUCAGUGUGAAUGUUGAGGACGAUUUUUACUUUUUGACCGACCCCGAGCAUUUUAUCUACAGUCACUGGCCUCACCAAACAGAAUGGCAGUUUCUCCCCAGGAAAAUCUCACUGAGCGAGUUCGAAGAGCUUCCUUUUGUGAAACCUCAUUAUUUCAAAACCAGUAUUACCCUAGGCUGGACGGAAAAACCCGUGAUCCAUUCCCAUCAUGGCGUCGUCACGUGGACACUGAAAAAUGCAAAACCUUUGAAAUUUGGAUAUAAAAUAUUUCUAGCUAAUGAAGAUAAUAUCAAAUAUAAAGGUCCUGAGUUGAAAACAUGUAUGUAUCAAGAGAGUAAGGUCGAUGAAACGAAGUUUGUAUUCAGAGCUCCAAAAUCCGGGACAUUUAUAUGUAAGUUUUACGCUAAAAGCCUGGAACCGGAAGACGCAAACAAGCACCUGACGGAAAUAGUCGAAUACCGGAUGGAGGUAAAGGAACCAGCCCCGGAUGCAGCUCCCUUACCACAAUGCUCCCACACAAUCUGGGGACCAGGCGUUAAAUCUAGAAAGUUGGGAUUAGAAGCUGAUUUUAAGUCCGGCGUCAUAACAUCACUAGAGCCUACGGUUGACCUCAAGUUCCAGAAGACCCGCCCAUUGCACGUGAUAUGUAAAUUGAGGAGGAGAGAUGUUGAUGAUGUCAUAUUAAAUAGAUGUAUCAAAGUAACCAAUCUAGAUAAAAUCAAAGUCAGUUUAAAUCUACCUGAGCCCGGGGAAUAUGGUGUAGAUAUUAUGGUAAAUCAGCCAAAAAAGAAACGUUCAUUUUGUCACGCGUGCCAGUAUCUCGUUCUUUAUCUCGCGGACGACGAGAAGUCGCCGUUUGUGAACGAGAUUACAAGAGGACAAGGCGCAGACGACAUGGACAGUGAAGUGUUCGAACAGGAGGAGAAAGAGCAGAAAACCAUGUCAUGGAAUAUACCCACGAUUGAAGCAAUAGAAAUUCAAGAUCGCAAGGAGCCGCCAAAACCUCCGGAAAGUUUCGAGGUACUUCCGAAUGUAACCGAAGCACCAAAACCAGCCCCCGUUAGUAUGGCAGGCGUGGUUUCGUUUUAUGACUUCACAGACAGACGGGCGAUCGAAUCUUUAGACUCGCACGCGGAAGAGGUGGCGCAGUGUAACCAUGACAGUUUAAGAGACCUAAUGUGGGAUCUGAUUUUCUCUGUCCAUGUCACCAAUGACUUAGCAAAAGCAAGGUUGAUAUUCCGGUGGAUAACAAAGAAAGAAGUUGCAGAUAUUGAGUUUAAAAACGUUGAAAAAGACAGCCCCGAGGAAGUGCUGAUGUGGCUGAAAUUAGGGAGAUCCACUCCUGCUCAUGUCUUCUACACCAUGUGCUGUUUUGCCGGUCUCCAUUGCAAGCUGAUUUCCGGUUUAGCUAAGGGAGCUAACUACAAAAUAGGCCAACCCAUGACGCCUGAGGAAUACCAACAUUGGUGGAAUGCUGUGUAUAUUUACGGGAAGUGGUGUCUUGUUGACAGUUACCUAGCAACCAUUCCAAUUAUCAACAAGACUGGUACAGGGGAACUGAAAUAUAGUUUUAAUGAAAAUUACUUCCUAGUUGACCCAAAUAAACUCAUUUAUACCCAUUUUCCGGAAGAGCCGGCAUGGCAAUUGAUAAAUAAUACCGUCACCCUAGACGAGUUCAUUUUACAACCAAAAAUAACGCCGCAUUUCCUACAGUUCGGGUUACAGACUCUGUCUCACAAGGCCGGGGUAAUAUACACGACGGACGAAAUAGAAAUACAUUUAGGAUUCCCCUCAAAACGUACGGGGUUAAAAUUUGUGUUCAGUAUGAUAUACGAAACCGGUGCGGAUGAGUUCAAUGGUAUAAAAUUAAACCAGUUCGGAAUGGUAGAGUGUUUACCAAAUAUGGCAGUAAUUCGGGUAAGUCUUCCGAAGAAGGGGACAUACUCUCUGCAUAUAUUUGGUAAGGAAGACACGCCCACCGGAAAAGAUAUAUCUUUUUCUCAAGUUUGUGAAUACCAGCUUCAUCAAGAAAAAGAGCCACAAAAGGUCGUUUGUCCCUAUCCACCAUGUUCGUCCUUGAUGUGGGGACCAGGUCCCGGAUUUUAUCAGCUGGGGCUAACACCGGGAAACAGUCGUGCCAUCGUUCAUUCAAAAGGUGGAAAAGCGGAAGUGAGAAUUAAGAUGAUUAAAGCAAUACAGCUGCGUUCCCAGAUCAAACUGAGCGCAGUUUCAGUGUCUCAAGAUUUACCGCUUGUUGUGUACAAAAUAGUGGACAACAUGGCAUCGUUUACGGUUAUCACUACAGAGAAAGGCCGCUAUGGGCUAGAAAUAUACGCACGUGAUCCAGAUACACAGGACACUGAAGAUAUGAGAUUCCGCCAGGUGGCGCAGUAUUUAGUCGAGUGCAAUGACGUCACGCCUAAUAUAAAUCUUCCGAAGUUGCCACCCGGGUUUUUAGGACCUCAGCCGAAGUUUACAGAGUUUGGUCUCCGUACACUUAACGAGCACGACCCCCUAGUAGAACUCCGAGAUGACAACCAUAUUGAAAUCCAGCUAGCAACUACGCGUGAUAUGAAAUUUAAUGCUCAGCUAAUUCAGGCCAACACGGGCCAAGACGUGUCUGACUUUAUUUUUAUCCAAACCCAACCCUCCAUUGUCACAUUCCUUGUGAACAUUCCCUCUUCCGGUUUCUAUAAACUUCAGAUCCACGGAAACGUCGCCGAAGACCAGUCCCACACCUCUCUUGGUCUCUUUAAUUAUCUGAUAUAUUGUAAGGAAGUCAAAGAAACCGUUUACCCAUAUCCACGUCAGCUUGGCCACUGGAAAGAAGGCUGCUACAUGUUUGAACCGUUGAUUCUUCACGCGGAAAUGGGUCAACCGGAAGUGAAGUUCCGCACACAUGUUCCAAAGGCUAAGCAAGUGGUUAUUUUUGUAGAGCAAAAUGUAUGUCCCUUAGAAUCGCUUGGUCCAGUGCAAUGGGAAGGCAAUAUUAACCUGUCCAAGUAUUACGGCACUGAUACCAAGGUUAUACUGGCAGCAAAUUAUGGUGGCGACGAGGAAAGAUUCGCUACCCUUCUAGAAUAUAGAUUAUAGACCUCUAUAAAUAGAAAGCAGACGAUAAAUAAACCACGUUUGCUUGUUACAAGCUCAGAUAACCAUUUCUGUUGAAAACAUAAUAAUGAACGCGUACGAGCUCACAAAACGUGUAUCUGAUUGUCGGAUAAAAAUGACAUCUCUUGACAUUUUCAAUACUAGUAUGCAAUUUAGGAAGAAAACUUGAUUUUAUGGCAAAUUAGUUUCCUUUAUAGGACAAAUAUGAUUACGUGUUAUUAACUAAUUAUAAUUAAUAUUCAUUUUUACUUUUAUAUUAUAUUGAUGAUAGUAAGAAAACUUAGAAAUUGUCCGAAGUAUUGUAUCGGCUGCAUAUUAAGAAAAUUGCUGACAGUGCAAUACUUGAACACUAGAUUUUGAUAACUUUGUAAUAUGUAUAAUCAAGAAAAUGCUCGUAACCCAGAUACUCGUCAUUAAUCACAAUGCUUCUAAAAAUAAAAAAAAACUUGGCCUAUUUGUUUUCGAAUUUUAAACAGACUUUAUUGAUAUAUAAUUAUAUAGUCGUUAUUUUUUCCCAAAAGAAACCCUUGCUUAACCUAUAUACACGUAACAUUUUUUACCCAAACCUAAAACUUCUACAUUUCAGAAUUUUAAUUGAUAUACAUGUAAUUUGAUAUAAAUUAAAAUUUGUGUGUACACUGUUCAUGUACAUGUAUAGAGAAGAAUAAUGUGAACGUAUUUCCAAUAAUAUCGAUAUAUUCAAAUUAAAAAUUCAAAUAUUUGAAAAGAUAUAAAAUUGUCCAAUUCAAUUUUGAAAUAUUCGAAUAUGAAACCAUAAUAUUUGAAUAAGUUAUCGAACUACUCGAAUAUUCGAAUUACGUCUUGCAUGCAUGAACGCCAUGAUUUUAUCUUUGGCAUAGUUCUUAUUCAGUUCCAGAACAGGACUCACUUUUUCCUCAUAUUCGAUUUCUUAUUUGGUCAAUUACUGGUCAUAUAUAUAGCAAAGGUUAUUCUUUAUUUUGUUCUUAUUUGUUUGAAUUCAUGACUGUUAUAAUUUAGGAUCUUGUUUCAAGUACUAGUAAAUUUGAAAAUUGACAUGAUGAUAUAAUUGAGCCGCGUCAUGACAAAACCAACAUAGUGCGUUUGCGACCAGCUUGAAUCCAGACCAGUCUGCGCAUCCGCGCAGUCUGAUCAGGAUCCAUACUGUUCGCUAUCAGUUUCUCUACUUGUAAUAGAGUUGGUAAGCGAACAGCAUGGAUCCUGAUCAGACUGCCCGGAUGCGAAGCUGCUUUGGAUCCAUGCUGGUCGCAAACCCAUUAUGUUGGUUUUGGCAUGACGCGGCUCAAUUAUAAUACCUCAGUUAACAGCAGACGGCAUUAUCGAACUUAUAUUGAUGAAUUCAUUGUCAGCCUUUUUCUGAGGUUAUACAAAGACCCUGAAGAUAUUUUAUCAAAUUUGAUGAAGGGAAAAUGUGACUUCCGACUUUUCUUUUUUUAUAAUACAUUUUAUAUGUAUUGUAGAAUAUACCUGGAGAAAGUUUGCAUUAUAAGCCUUUCAAAGUUCCGAUUUAAAAUGUGUUCAGAAAUAUUCUUUUUUUGAUAAAUGUACAAAAAUGUAUAUAUGCAGUACAUUCACUUACAAGUGUACAUGACUAAGUGUACAUGUACAUGACUAAAUGAUCACUGAUCACUUUGCACUAGCUGUACGUUUACGAGCAGUGCUUUUUUUGGUCAAGUUUAAAGAUUAUUUUUUGAAAGAAUACAAGUUUUUACAAGUAAAUGAUGCCAUAUAAUUUUGUCUAGCAUUUUAAGAAAUCUUCCCAUGUAUUUCAUCUGUUGU